Molecule: messenger RNA, 21183 nt
Organism: Lymnaea stagnalis (great pond snail)
Lineage: Eukaryota; Metazoa; Mollusca; Gastropoda; Lymnaeidae
Source: the annotation of a GenBank genome assembly
CUCUUGCGUAAACAGCUGUUGCCAGUGAUGAUUUAUUUACAUUCUAAUAUAGGUCAAUUCUAAACAACGGUGAUUUUUAAAAAAAAAAGUUUCCUUAUCAUAUUUAGGCCAAAUUAAAUCAAAUUGUCUCAAUUGCUUUUGAUUCAAUCACUGAUUGAGUGAUUGUGUUCUGUAAAGUUUUUUGGCUUACCAAGUUUUUUAAGUUAAAUUUCCUAGCUAGUGAUUCAGUGACUAACUCUCUCACUCUCAUCACCACACUGUAGUCUGUAGUCUGAGACUGUAGUCUGUAUGUAGCCGAAGCGUAUUGUAUGUACGUAUGAAGCGUAUUGUAUGUACGUAUGAAGCGUAUUGUAAAUUUAAGUGUAAAUGAGUAAAAUUCACAAACGUUCCACUACUGUUGUUAUUAGUAUUAGACGUAUUAAUAUUAGUCUUAUGUCUAUGUAAAUUCAGUAAACAAGCGACUUGUCAAAGUCAAAUGUGUGCUUCACUUCAGUGAAAAAUGUGUGUGUAGUAACAGUGUGUAAGUGUAGUGCAAUUUAAAAUAUAAAAAAAAAUUGACUGUUAUUAUCUAUUAUUAUUUAAGGGGGGACCGGUAGUCAACUUUACGUAAAAAUCAUGUUUUUUUGUUUUUUUUCAAUUUUCCAAAAAGUGUAUAUUUGGUUACAAUAACCUCUUAUAAACACAAUCCACAAAUAAAAUUUGCUAAAAAUAAUUGUUCUAAGUACAUAAUUUGUCCUAAUAUAACACGUAUCUAGGCAACCAUUUCAGGAAAAUCGGCUUUCCGAUACGUUAUGGUCAUUUUAAAACCCUUUACAACCGCAUUCCUUCAAGCCUAAUGCCUAUUGUUAGGCCUCUUUGGAAAGCUUAGACCACUGGCUACAACUUUGACCUACUUAUCUCAAAAUCAUUCUACCUAACAAAGAGAAGCGAGCUGUGCAAUACGUCACAUUUGUUGUAAAAGUGUGUUUAGACGGCUUCUACGUCAUCGUGUAGUAAAGCCUGUAAUUUCAUUGGUCAACUAUAAGUAAUGUUACCAAAAAUAGCACAAAUUGGGUUACCGUAUACCGAAAUGCAACACGGUUACUUUCGUUUCGCAACCAUUCUGUGUUGAUAAAACUAUCCACCGUUUGUCAGACUUACAUUGGAUUUAUCAAAGGCUGCUCUUUUCGUGCUCACUAUAUUUGUUCAAUAACAAGCCAAAGGUAAAUAUGGAUGUAGUAUGAUUUACCAUUUCAUUAUUAAAAAUUGUUUUAGUAAUAGUACUAGUAUCAGUAUCGUCAACGUCAUGCUUUCUCACGUCAGUAGUGACAACCUACCCAUACAAAUUAUUAUAAAUACAAGGAUCAUUUCAGUUCUGAAACUAACUAAAUUAUAAAUUAUAUAUAUAUAUACUUGUUUCAAAGUUUUAAUAUUUAAUAACUAUCAUUAACCAGAUAUAUUUUAUUAUGUGCUUAUUUACUUGUCAAGAAUUGAGUGUAAACUAAAAAAAAAAAAAAAAAAUUUGUUUGAGGUUAGUUAUUUGAAAGGUGUGUGGGUGUUGUUGGGUUUGAUUGACGUCUCUCAUCAUCAACAAUUUAAAAGAUAAGGAAUUAACCACUUCAUUUGUAAUCCUUUCUUUACCUUGAUGACUAAAAUUAAAUUGUUCUGAUUUAUUUGCAGUGAAAUGGCACCAAGAAAACAAGCAGCGAUUCUGCGAGCCAAAAGUACAGCUUGCUUCGAACAGGUACUAUUCUUGGAAACAUGGUGGCAGUAGAAUCUAAGAGUGCCAUGACACCUGAUGCCAGGUGGGUGUAAGUGUAAGACUGGAAGUAUUGUAAGGAUUAUAUCAUAAUGAUAUAUAAUUGUUUUUUUUAUAUUGUCAUCUCUAUAGGCCCCACGAACAGCUGCUCAAUAUAUUAUCUAUCUGCAUUUAUAAAAAAAAUGUAAUGCUGUUACUAUAUUUAUUGUUGAUGGAGCAAAGUGUAAUUAUAUAUACAUUUUUAACAGAUAAAAUGAAUCUUCAGCAGUGGCUCUGUGAGAAUGCAGUGGCCAUCGAAAGUUACAGAUGAAAAGACCUUCGGAGGAAUAUUCUGACAUUUUCCGCAUGCUUGCAGCUGCCUGGCCUGAUGAGAACCCUAAACACCAUGACUGCCCUACUGGAAAGACAUGUUACUGUUGGCAGUCAGCUAUUGCUCAGAAGAGGUUCCACAACACAUAAGAGGAAAAGAGGCAGUUUUAUCUCAGAGCAGAUUUAUUUAAAUUUUUCGCAUUUUUUUUCUUUGGGGGGUGGGCUAGAGAAUCAGUUAUAUUUUUUCCACAGAAAGACUUUUUAAAUAUAUUUUUGAUGUAUCAUAUUUUCAAGAAGCCAAGGUGAUAUAAUAAUAUAACUUUAUGCCACUUUAAUUAUUUGAAAAAUAAAUUAUUUCAAUAAUAAAACUUCUUUUUGCAUUUUCUCAUUUGUGUCAAUUUUACGAGGGUCAGGUUAUUGGAAGCAGUGUAUCUCAGAAACAACCUAUCAGAUUAUAAAGAAAUUUGCACCACAUGUUCCUAACAUGUUUAUCUACAAUGUGAUAGAGGGUUUUUAUUCUAUUUUAAGAGACAAAAAAAUUAUUUUGAAUUUUGAUAGAACAGUUUACGUAAAUGAUGGAUUAUUUUUUGACAUAAUUUUAAAAAAUUCACCAAAAAAUUAUUUUUUCAGUUAUGCUAAUUUCCUUCUAUCACAUUGUGCAAUGUCCUAUUUUUAAUAUGUAUGCCAAGUUUCAUUGAAUUCUUAUUGGUGGUUAUUGAGCUACGCUGUUUCCUGUAAGUAUAUAAAAUUGCUCAAUUUUACCCCUAUUUUCUCAUCAAAAGCAUAAAAAAAAAAAAUUAAUUAGUCCCAAUUGGUUUUUUUAAGUGUUUUUAUUGCUUUUGCAAUGUGAUUAGCAAAAAAUAUUCUGUCUUAGUCAUGUGUUUAAAAUUUUAGCAUUUUGACUACCUGUCCCCCCUUAAAAUUAAUACAAUCUAAAAAGUAGGCCUAGGUUAUCUUUAUUUAAGUUAGUUAAGGCAACAACUUACUAAUUAAGUAAAUGACUUUGACCCUAUUCAUAUUAUUAUUAAUAUUGGUGAAUUUAUCAUUUAUGCAAUCCACGCCACUUAUUUCCCAUGCCCAUAGCCGGCAUAGCUUACAUCUUGGUUGUCUUCACGACAAGUGUCUUAGCAGCCAAGAUGGAGGCUGUGAAAAGAAGAAAAGUAGUGCAAACACACAGCUGCUAAAAUGGGGAGGGGGAAAGAAAAAUUGUGCUGUUUUAACUAAUUACAGAGAGAAAUGAUAAUAGUACAAAAACUUUAAAAUUUAAUUAAAUGAUUUCAGCCAGUACUUUAUUUUCGCUGCAAACAUAGCAACUUUAUCCCAUUAGAUAUGUGGCAAUAAGUGUCAAUGACCUGUGAUCACCCCUUUUCCUGCCGCAAUUUCGGCCAGUACAUUAAUUUCACGGUAAACAUAGCCAUGUUAUUGCACUAUAGGAACACCUCAUGUGUUGGCAGCAUCUGGAAAAACUGGCCUGGUCACCAUUGGAAGAACAGUGACGAUUAUCCAGGUUCUCCAUGCUAUUCAAGAUAAAUAAUGGGCUGGUCUCCCCAGACAGCAAUGAGAUGAUGACAGGCAGUUCUGGCUCAUAACAGCAGAACACAGAACACAGAACCGGAACUGCUCAAUCCUACCAAAGACAAUCAGGGACUGGGACAAGCUACCAAAAGGAACAGUUGAGGCAACAAUACUUUACAUUCCAAAAGAACCGAUUGAGGAGACAACAUAUGACAUUUGCAUCUAUUGCAGUGUUUCCCAGAGUGGAGCCCACGCCCAAAAGGUGGGGGGGGGGAAAUUUUAUAGUUAAGGGGGGCACUUUGAAAAAAAAAAGCCAUCUUAAAUUGGAAAACCCAUCAUCUACUGCAAUUUAAUUUGUAUUUUAAAAGGAGAAUUAUUAGAAUCUCAAUAUCUCAAUUUAAAAUAAGCGUUCAAAGUGUUGAAAACAAUUUAAAUUUUGAAUAUUAAAAAUUAUGUGUUUGCUAAAAAGGGGCAUACGAAUUUUAGAAAGGCUUAGCUGGAGGAUGGCACCAAACAGGUUGGGAAACACUGAUCUAUUGCCUCCUGCCUUCCUACUCCCAGUUCCUCUUACCAUCGCUGAGUAGCCCUUGCAACCAGUGAAGUAUCCUCUUCAAAACCAUGCACCGAAACAUCGUGUCCCUGCUCUACAAACAUAGGAGCCAUAAUGAUCAAUGCAUUUAUAUUGGGCCAUCAAAAUUCAGAAGAAGAAACACAUGUGCUACAGUUACACACUGUUGUAAGAAAAGGGUAAAAAUUAAGAAAAACAGUAUGAAAUCAUUUCAAAAUAAUCAAAACCCAACAUGCAGUUUCUUAGAGGACACUUUUACUCCCUUUAUUGCUGGCUCCACCAAAAAGAAAAUCUAUAUUUCUGGAAAAUUUAAAAAUUCUAAUUAACCACCCAAUGAUAAUAUAAUUUAAAACAUUUCAUCAGCAUAGUAAAGACAAGUUAACUCUAGUAACAAUCCAAGAAUAAAAACAAAAGGGAGAGAAUCCUACACAGAAACUCCAAGUGGUGUGGAUUAGCGUAAAUUGACGUUAUGUUUUACAUUCCUUGAAUUUUUUUUUUUUAAAAUUGAGAUUUCUAGUCACCUUACAAAAGAGUCAAUAAGUUUUAGAAACCAUGUCUAAAGUUCAUGACGUUAUAUAUAUAUAUCUGUGGCGAGAUGCAUGAGGCUUAUAAAACGUUUUGUUUCAAAACAUAUAAUUUCAACAUUUUGAAGUUGUGAACAAAAUAAUGCAUAAUUAUUUUUAAAAAAUGUGUAAUAAAGAUUUUUGGUGAUCAGAUGCAAAGACUGAAAAAAAAAUCCUGGAAUUAUUUAUAACAUUGCUUAUUCAGAAAGCAAAUUCAUUUUAGUAUGUCAUAUGCAGAAUUGGACAUUUCAUGAACAUUUAACAAAAAUAAGAAUAGUAAUACAAAUUUUUUAAAAUUUACCACCUUCCACAAAAAAUUACAGGUUUUUAAUUCUUUGUUACCUUUUUACAAUUAUUUACACAUUACAAAACAUAUCAAUAGACAAUUUAAAUUUCAUGGUACUUAGACAAAUUCUUGUUUUCUUAUAUUUUUUUUGCAUUUCUAAUUUAUACCACACUGUAAAAAAUGUUUUAAAUCUGUGUAUUCAGGAACUAUUUGAAGUAUUUUGUGUUAUUUACUUUUGAGUCUCUUGGAACAUUAUCAGUUUUAGUAAAUCCCCUAAUGCUCAUAUAAUUUCCUCUGUGAACAGUUAAAUAUUAGGUAGCUUUAGUUCAUCUAUUCCAUAAUUUUCUUUUCAACAAUCCUGAAGAGAUUAUAGUUGGCAAUAUCAACAAAAGAGAAAGAAGGGUUUGUCCAGUGUCGUCUCUUUACUUAAGGUGAUAUAUCCAUUUAUCAACUAGUCAACGCAACACAUGACUGAAUUGUAUGAUUUCAUAAUCUGAUUUUAAAAUUUUAUUUUCUCACCAAUAAUAUACCAUUAGUUUUGGUUCCGUUCACAAAAGAUUAUCCAUUUGCUGUCAUAUUAUUUUAAAUAAGUGAGAUUGCUUUAUUUUCUCCUUACUUACAAUUGUUUCUUAUCCACCACAUAUCACCUUGCUUUGUUUUUUGAAGAAUGUCAUAAUUUGAAACUUGUAAAAUUCAUCCUUUGAAAUAUCAACCAACCUCUGUUGAUGGAAUGUUAAGAAAGUCCCAUGGUACUUGGGUAGCUGGGUUAUUUUACAAAUGUUUAACCAAAUCCAGUGUGAAAAAUGUUUUGAAAAACCUUUAGGAUGAAGAAAGUGGCACACUGUAUCCAUGUUGAUAUUUCUUCCCUCAGAUGGCUGGGAGAAACUUAGGAGUGAAAACUGGUGGGUCAUCAUCUUGUACAUCAUAUGAGUUUCACCUGUGAAUGUAAAAGAACAACGAAUAUUAUUCAUGCUACUGUGAGGAAUGAUAAAAAGUAUAUAGGCCCAUGCCUACUUAUGCUUCAAUUGCAUAUUCCUAGCUCCCAAUAUGGUGUAAAUAACAUAAUGACUUUAAAAUAUGACUUCAUUGUAUAUUUUAUUUACAACACACACAGAUGUCAAAUUUCAUUUUAUUUAUUAUGAAAUAUAUCAUCAUAGUUAACUCCAAAUGGAUGAAUGCUAUCAAAAUAGAAAUCAGAAUCACUUGAUUCUAGUUGUCAAUUCUCUUCGUCAGAAUCACUUGAUUCUGGUAAUCAGUUAUCUUCCUAGUUUUCUGUGACUUUGGCUGAAAACAAAUUUCCCCCUCCCCCAAGGAAAAUAAAAGUCGGAACUAGCUGCUUUUGAAUUUUGUCCCAGGCUCUGACCCACUCCAGUCCACCACUGAUGAUAUAUUUCAUAAAGCUGUUGGCCAACUCUAAAGUCUAAUAAUAUUUAACCAACACAGUACUACUAAGUACCAGCAGCAAUAAUGAAACUGUGUUUUAUUAUUUAGUAGUUUUGCUUUCAUUGAUUUGGCAAUUAAAAAUAUAAAUUAAAAAAAAUGAGUAAUGUGAACUAUUAUUCAAAGAAUGCAUCAGCACCUGCACAGCCGCCAACAUCACUCUCAUUUGACAUUAAAAUGUAUAGCUCAGUGAUAGCACACCUUUUGCUCUUGGUGAUAUUGUUCAUAUCUCUGGUUUGCAGAAUGCUGGAGAUAACAAGCUGUACUUUGGUACCCUACUUUAUACAGUAUUCCUUACAACAUUGCAGUUAAAAUGAAUCCCCACUUUUCAUUUUAAUUAAUACAGACAGUUUGUGUGUGUUAUUUUCUUGAAAAAGGGUAUGCAACAUUUUUUAAACUCAGGGCAUCUCAUAAAACUGAAAAUGUAUCUCACCAAUUAGUGAAGAUAGAGUUUGUUAAGGGAUCAAUUUUGACGUCUAUUUUUUCUUUACCUUUUAACCUCUUGGAAAGCAUAGGUCGCCAACAACAUAUCCAUGUUCAUCUCAUGUUGUAUCUUUAGGUUGCUCAAACUCUCUCCAACCUCUUUGACCUAUUUAUUCAUCGUUCCCCUGAAAUAGUUAUUUGAUCUUUCAGACAGAUGCAUUACACAUUUUGCUUUCCAGUGAUCUCUUUAAGUGUGUGUACAAUCCAUCUCCAUCAUCAGCAAAAUAAAAAAAAAUAUUUCCGUUUGCUUUAUAAAAUAGAUUUUAAAGUGUGAUAGCCAAAUUGUCAACAGACAAAUUGUCAACAGACAGAUUGUAUUUAACACCGACCCUUUAGUAUGUGAAAAUAGAAGAAAAUGAUCACAUUGUUUUCAGGCCUCAUAGUGCAUCAGUCAAAUUGUUGAAGCUGGGUAGUAAUACAACUUUAUGAAAUUUCUAAAGGCAAUUUGAAAUAUUAAUUUUGCAUCUUUUCUUUUACCCCUACAGAUAUGCGGAAAACUCCCAUGUUACAAAUAUAAUUAUUUUUAUUUAAUGACACUGAUAUAUACUGCUGAAAGAGAAGCAUUGUUUUUUAAUCAACACAAAAAUCUAUCAUGACCGAGGAAGGCUUUAGUAUUAACAAAAAUGAGGAUGGAGAAAUCUCUGCCUCAUUCAAUGCAAGGAAAUUCUAUUAUGAAGAAAGCACAGAUGGUGCUAUAAUAAGCACCACAAGUGAGUCUGUGCAGGACCAAGAAGAUCACGAAGACCAGGAAAGGAAGCUCAAUGCAUCACUGUCAACAUCAGAUCUGCAAAACCUCACAGAAACUGAUCCAGCCCUUAUGGAGGAGAACACAGGCAGAAGUUACAUAGGUGAGCCAUCAUCAAGAUCAACACCCAACACAAGGCACAAUGCCCCCACUCUAUCAACCUGUGGAUCUGAUAAGACUCCUUUGCUCAAAACCAGGUCAUCAACCAUUGAUUCUUGCAUUGGUCUAAAUGUCGAGGGAGAGUCUGAUGACAUAUCUGAGACAUCUUGUGGUUGCAGUGAUCCUAUUGUUGAAGACCUGCCCCAUCAAGGAUCUCUUCACAGCAGCAUCAACUCAUCACAGUUACAGGGUAGAGAUGGUCUCAUGAUGCCUGGAACAAUUAAAGUUCCCAUAAUUGGGCAUGAAACUAUGGAAGCCCGUUCAAAAUUUACGGUAGGUCAGUCAAUAUGUCUCUGUUCUAUAAUCGCUUUAGAUACUUGCAAAUGGUAAAUGCUGGUUUGCUUUUUAUCUAGGCAUUAUAAUAAACCAUUACUAAAAUUAAUUGUAGUUGGUUGCUGUUUCUCUCUUUAGGUUUUCAAGAUUCAUGUUAUGAUGGAAGAGGAUGACUUGGGCUGGUUUAUUUUUCGCAGAUACUCAGAUUUUAGUCACCUCAACGAUCAGGUGAGACCGCAGUGGUUUGUCAAUUUAUUUAUAAAGAGCUCAUUACAUAAUGAGUUAUAAUUGAGAAAAAAAAGUAAAUAAAAAUUAAAUAUUUUGGCUUUAGUAAUCUUGAAAGUACAAAUGAUUGGGAUAAAUUUAUUUAUUAAUAACAAUUUAAAAUGUGUUUUAAAUUCAUCAUAGAAACAUAUACUUUUUAAUGCCAGUUACAAGCUUUUCUGAUAAUUUAUAUAGAUCUUGCAAAAAUGAGGUCUGAAAUAUUAUUUUAAUUAGGAAUAAAUCAAAUUUUUUUUCCUCAUCUUCAGCUGGCCGUUCUCUUUCCAAACUUUCGUCUUUCGCUGCCCCCAAAGCGUUGGUUUAGGAGCAACUUUGAUAUAGAAUUUUUGGAAGAGAGGCAGCUUGGCCUACAAGCUUUCCUCAACAACAUAACUGGUCACAGAGAUAUCUGUAAUUGGUGAGUUAACUCUUUAACAUUUUACAUUAGAAUUCUGAUAUUUUGGACUGCUAUAGAAUUGAUUAGGGCAGAGUUUUGGGAAAUUCCAGAUUCUGGAGAAGAAUAAAAAUAGAACACCUUGUAAAAUUGUUUUAUGAAAUAAGAAAUACAGAUUUCUUCAUAUGUCAAAAUAAAAUAAUGUCCAAAUUAUUGAUUACAUUUGAAUGUGAUUAGCAAAAAUACAGUGUAACUUGAUCCUGCAGUUCUGAUGGGCUUCUCUUAAAUUAUUAAAUGUAUUAUAUAUUAUUAAUAUAUUAGAUUUAAAAAAACAAAAAUGGAUAUGUCCUAGAACUAGAAUUGUACAAGCACCAGGUGCUUCAGCUGCAGAUUUAAAAAAACAAACAAAAAACAACUGUGUAGACUGAAAUAAAUAAUUAAUGUUCAUCAACCCUCAGAGAUGCCAGACUGAACAAUUACUUUUAAUCCUCUAGGACUAACUUUUCUGGCAAUUAGCUUUCUAUUUGGUUUUCCCUCCUCAAAUUUUAAUUAGUAGUAUUUUAUAGCCCUAUUUCAUAAGUGGUUUGAAAAUAUUAAAAAAAUGCAUGACACUCAAUAUUUUUUACAAUUUUUUUGUGUGACAAGAAAAUAAAAAUUUUUGUUUCAUAACCUCAAAAAAUAUAUCUAUUUCUACUUUUUCAACAUUACCAAAUAAUCCUUGGAGACCAUCUGAAAACUGUUUCCAAUUUUAAAAUUGCUUUGGAUGACCAAAGACUAUUGAUCUGAAUUUUGUGUAGGGUUUUCAUCAUCCUUUAAAAUUGUCUUUUAAUCAGGAACUUUAGACAAAUUUGAUCUGAAUUUGAUAUAUCCUUCAUUUAAAAUGCAAGCUUUCAUUAUCUGCUUUCUGUGUAUUUGUCGGUUAGCGAUAAUAAGUAAGAUACAUUAAUUUUUUUUUUUUUCAAAUGUUGCCUACCCAGAUUUUUGCCCUCUGUUCACUACAUGAUAUAAAUUCAAUCAAAAUAAUUAUGAGUCCAGGCUAGGCAUUGACUUGAGUUACAUCCAUCAGAUGAAAUUAAUUGUUUGCUUCCCACGCCCAUAUUUUCUGAUUUAAACUAGGAAAGUAACAUCAUUUUAAAAAUACCAUUAUCAACAAAAUGUUUGACAUUGAGAAUCUUGGGAUUUUUGUGUGUUUUAUUAUAAAAUAUCUAAUUUUUUUUAAUGAGAAACAGGGUUUCCCAAUUUUUUUUUAUAUUCUGCACCCAGUUAUGAAUUGCUUGACCUGGUAUUCGACCCCCUACAAAAGUAAUAUUGCAUUUUAAAAUGGGAGAACAAAUGGGCUUCUAAUUUUCAAAUAUGGACUAUUUUUUAAAUUUAUUACUUGAGUUAGAAGAGAACUGCAAUAACAUAAUUUAUUACAUAAAUUAAACUGUUAAUGAAGAAUUUUAAAAAUAUAUAACAAUUUAUAUCAAACUUAAAAGUCUGUGGCUCCUCUGUCCUUAAAAAAAUCACCUUUACUUGUACCCCCUGAAAUCUCACCUUGCACCCCAUGGGGAUGUAAGCACUUCAGGUUGGGAAACCCUAAAAUAGAGGAUUUUAAAUUAACGUUUUAUUAAUAUUGAACUGAUACAAUCUAUUAGCGGUUAAAAUAAAUGCUUUAAAAAAUAAUCAAUUAAUAUUUUAUAACUGAAAGCUUUUUCAUUUAUAAAAAAACACUCAAGAGUAUGUAAUUUGAUAUUUAAAAAAAUUAAGAAAAUCGGAAUUGGAAACUAAUCAAAUGUUAGCUUAAUGAAAUAUUUGAGACAAUGGGAAAAGCUAGUUACAAGACAUGACACAGCAGUUACAUGAGAAAUUUUGAAUUUAAGUUUUUUUGUACAAAGUUAAAAUCAAAGAAUACCUGUUGGAUGCUGGAGACAACUACUGAAUUUAAGGAAAAGUCUUAAAAUCUUCACACUGGCAAUAUUUAUUGUUAAAACUUAUACAUUUAAAAAAUUUAGAAUCCAAUAUCUUCUAAACAAUUUGUUAGCACUAAGUCUUUCACCCAUCUUACCCAUUCAAAGACAAGUUUAGUUAAAAGUGCAUCUUAAUGAGCACAAUUAAAUUUAUAAACAAAUUUUCAGUUCAUUUCAAGUUUCAUAUAUUUUUUUUGGUUGAAACUAAUAAGUCCAGUAUUGCCAACUCAAGAAAUGAAAAUUUGCUGACAUAUUUUAAAGCUUCAAAAUUUUUACUGACAAAUACAUUUUUUACAAACACAUUAAUCGACAUUGUUUAAGAUUUAGUAACAAUUUCUGUUUUUUUAAAAAUAAACAGUCUUAAGUACUUACUAACAGGCCACAGAUGGUUGGCAACUCUGGACUGGUUACAUUAAUUUAAACAUUUUUACAUUUUAAAAAAUCUGUUAAGAAAAUCCACUCACUUUCAAACAAAAAUUAUGUCAACAAGGAAAUUAUAUUCAACCCCACAAAAAUUUCUUUUAAAAUAUUCUAAAAUUAAAAAUCUUAAAAAACAGACAUUUUGUAUGGUUUAUCCAGAUUUCUAUGUUUUUGUUACGGCAACAUGAGGUAGCUCAAUUAAUUAUAACAUCUGAUGAGGUUGCCUGAAUUUCAGGCAUGGAAGAUGUAGGGUUAAAAAGUAGUUAUUAAAGAAUCUUAGAAGAAAAUGGCUUAAAAAAAUAAUCACAUUUAAAUAUACAUUCUUUUCAUUUCUUCAUUUAAUUUAUUUUCAGUAACUUCUGAUGUGUGAAAAUAAUUAGAACUUAAUCGGCUGAUGUUUUGGGGAAAAUUAAAAAAAACAAAAACAUUACAUUUUUAAAAUAAUUUUAACAAUUUAUUUUGUCAGCAUAGCAAAUUAUUUUUUUUAAGCAUAGCUUUGUGUAACUUUGUUUCUUCAGUCAGCCAGUCAAGGAUUUCUUCUGUUUUGAUGACCCUCCAGGACCCCAUGAUAGCCUGGAAGAAAGCAGAGUAAGUGAAAGCUAAACUGUUUGAAUCUAGUGCCUUAUCUACCUUUGGAUAGCUAAGUGGAUGCCCACUUGUAGUUGCCAGGUGACAGUUUUUUUCUUCCUUUGCUAGCUCCAAGAGCUUGUAAACUCUGGAUCUAGUCAGAGAGCAUACUUUUUUUUCAGCUCUUUUUGAAUAGGCCACAAGGGGUCAUAAAAAAAAUGUCAAUAAAUUCAUAUCCAGAAUUAGUUGACAUGCUGUUAUGCUUUAUUAUGUAAAUCUCACAUAGGAAUAAAUGAUGACAUUCAUAAGGUGCUAUUUUAUUAGUCAUAAUUAGUAUGAUUUUGAACAAAAUUAACUUGUUUUCUGUCUCACUCAGCUGGAGUUUGAAAUAAGUUGUAUCACUGUCGUAGGGAGUUCUCUCUCCUAAAUGUAAAGAUUUGCAUAUAUGAGCUACUUUUCAAACAGGCUCAGUUUUUAAACCCUUCUUGUUUUUCCUAUACUUAGGCAAUCACACACAAAAAAAUGAAGUUCAUGAAUACAAAAGUUUAUAUUUAAUAAUAAUAAUAAUAAAGUUUAUUUGAAAAACACGCUUCAUCCCCAAAAGCUUGAAGCGCGUUACAAAGUCAACCACAUUAUAAAGAGAAAUAAAAACAAUCUGAAAUUUACCACAUUUAAAAAACAGACGCAACAAUUUUUAUAAAACUACAUACGAACAUACCAAGUCAAAGUAUUUCAUCCCGUUUCAACCAUAAGCAACACAGGCCAAUAUACAUUAACUGAAAAAGAUGGUAGAUAGCAUCACCCCAGAAAGUGUUUGCGAAAUAGAUGUGUUUUUAAAUCGGUUUUAAAGGACUUCAGUGUCUGGCUGUUUCUGAGAGCGACUGGAAGGGCGUUCCAAAUUGUUGGGCCGGCAAAUGCAAAAGUGCGCUUUCCGUAAGUCUCAAGGCGAACACACAGUAUCAAUAUUUUGCCACUAUCGGAUGAGCGGAGCUCUCGAGUGGGUACAUAAGGCGUCAUGAGAUAAGAUGGCGCCAGGUCAUGUAAGCAGCGGUAGCACAAAGUUGCAAUUUUGUACUCUAUGUGAGUGUAGACCGGCAGCCAGUGCAGUUCUCUCAGAUGUGUUUUAGCAUGGUAGAAUUUGCGUUUGCGAAGAACAAUGCGAGCCGCAUUAUUCUGUGCUCUUUGAAUUUUAUCCAGGAGCGUAGCUGGGAGACCCACCAUGAGAGCAUUGCAGUAGUCCAUGUGUGAUAACACAAAUGCAGACAUCAGCCUCUUUGAUGCAUGUAACGUUAAGAAAGGUCUGAUAUGACUAAUCCUGCGCAGCUCUAGGAAAAUUGCCUUGCAAAGCAUGUUAAUAUGAUUUUCCAUAGUAAGUGUACUGUCUAAAUAGACACCCAGGUCUCGCACUGUAUGAGCAAACUCAAUCUGCAUACCUGAGAGAGUAAGUGAUGGUGUGUUUGUUACAGAUUUUUGUUUCUGAGCAGUGGCAAUGGGGAUCAGCUCAGUCUUUUCAUCAUUCAAUUUGAGCUUGCUUAACUGACUCCACUGUCUUCUGUGUCGUACUAAGAAGUUGAGGAAACUGAGAGGGGAUCACGGAUUGAUGAAGUUGUGUAUCGUCCGCGAACAUGUGAUACAGCAUGUCAAAUUGCUUGAUCACUGCACCCAGUGGCUGAACGUACAUAGUGAAAAGCGUGGGGUCUAGGACCGAGCCCUGAGGUACUCCAAAUUCAAUUAUACAUUGCUUCGUGGUCAAGCCGUUUUAAAUAACUGACUGGACCCGAUUUGUCAUAUACGAGUGAAACCAUCUCAGGACGAUAUCUGUGAGACCGAAGUUUUUUGCAGAUGCUGGAGCAGUAUGCCGUGGUCAAGCGUAUCGAAAGCUGCUGAUAAAUCGAGUAAAGACAAAAUGGAUACCUGGCCCUCAUCACAAGACGACAGAAGGUCGUUUGUGAUGUGGAACAGGGCUGUCUCAGUAGAGUGAUGCGCCCUGUAUGCUGACUGGAAAGGUUCAAACAAGUCACAUUGAAUGAAGUGAUCCAGUAGUUGGCGGAGAACAACUUUUUCAACGAUUUUGGAUAUAAAUGGUAGAUUUGAGAUGGGGCGAUAAUUUUCCAUCACAUUUGGGUCAAGAUUUGCUUUCUUUAACAGUGGCGUUACUAUUGCCUCUUUAAAAGUUGAUGGAAUAAUGCCCGUUGUCAAGGACUUAUUUAUGAUACAAGUGAUGAUGGGGACUAUUUCAUCCAGACAUUCAUACAAGAGCCUUGUUGGAAGAGGGUCGAGUGAGCAUGACUUUCUUGGGGUAUUAGCCAGGAUUUUCCUCACAUUCGAUUCACUGACCUCAACAAAUUCACCCAUAGGAGGUAUUUGAUGGCAAUGAAUAAAAUAAUGACAAAGAAAUUAAAGUAUCUCAGGCUUCUUUUUAUUUUUUUAAAUUGCAUUUGAAUGUGAUUAUCAAACAUACAUAAUAACUUGAUCCUGCAGUUCUGAUGGGCAUCUCUUAAAUUAUUAAAUGUAUUAUUUGAAUUAUAAAAAUAACAUUUUCGAAUGUUCUGUAUAAUCAGAGUUGUUUUAUCUUGAAUAUUCUGUCAAUUAACCCAAAGUUCCCACAAUUAACUAAAAUCUCCCACAAUUAACCUAAAUCUCCCACUGUUAACCCAAAGUUCUCACAAUUAACCCAAAUCUCCCACAAUUAACCCAAAUCUCCCACAAUUAACCUAAAUCUCCCACAGUUAACCCAAAGUUCCCACAAUUAACCCAAAUCUCCCACAAAUAACCCAACUCUCCCACAAUUAGACCAAAUGUUCCACCUUGAUGGUCCUGAAUAAUUAGAAAGUUUUUAUUUGAAUAGUCCCAGGACACACUCCAGCCAUAGUCCUAGGACACACUCCAGCCAUAGUCCCAGGACACUCUCCAGCCUUAGUCCUAGGUCACAUGCCAGCCAUAGUCCUAGGACACACUCCAGCCAUACUGUACAGCUCAAGAUCUUUUUCUAUGGUACAUAAAAUUUCACAUUCUAUGUUACCCCCAGGCUCAGUGUGAAAGUAUGGAAGACAUGGUCUAUCGCCUUCGCAGUGAGCUGACUGAAAAAGAUGGAGAGAUCAGUCUCCUGAAGGAAGAACUGGAAUUGUACAAAAACCAGGUGCAGCUGCUUACCACUAGACUCAGGUAUGUGGAAGACUUUAUUGGACAUGCAUAUCUUGCAGUUGUUUUUUUUUUAUAUGAACUCUCCUUUGAACAAUGAUGUCCUGAGCCCAAAGCUCUUACAAGACAUACCAGUCAGCUUCCCACCAAGGUAGGCCAUGGAGCAGCAUGCUUGGUAUCCCAACCCCUGUGCCCUGACUAUUGAGUUGGGUUUGAAAAAAGUAAAUAUUCAGAUAGUUGAUGUAAAUAUACUUUGAACAUUUUAUUUGUGGGAGUGCAGGCGAGUUAGGGGUGGACCUUUGGAAAAUCCUUACUAAGCACCACAAGCUCUCGGUGGUGUUACACGGGAUCUUGCCUCUCCGUGGCGUGCCUGACUAGUAGGGGGGAGUUUCUCCUUCUGAAGCUGGGCGGUGGGGGUGGCUUUGCCACGUCACCUCCGGAGAGGUAGCAAAGCCAUUUCCAACCAAAACGUCCCGACCGUAUGACUCACUGGGCACCGGGGGUGGUGACGCAAAGCCGACCCUUGGAGAGUGGAAGCAAUGCCCAGAACCCUUCCUACUCAAGGCCGAGUUGCAUGGCCAAAGUCCCCAGGGACUACUGGGCCAUGUUUCACAGCCAGGGGUCCUAAGAGAUUGAAUCUCGACCUCCGAGUAUUGAACUUUAUUUGUGGGAGUGGCCACUUGCAUGACUCCCAACGCUAUGGGAGUAAUGCAAUAACAUGAUUACUUGCUGCCGUUAAUGGAUAUGAGGUCUGGGUGGCGGUUUAAAACCUGUACUGAUGAUUUUAGCUACGCUGCCCUGAGGAAGCCGCUCCUAGGCCACCAUUUCGUCCCAGCUUACGUCCCGACAGGAAAACUCACUGGAUUGUGGGGGCGGGGGGGGGGGGUGGUGGUAACGCAACACCUUUCCCCUGGAGUGGAAGCAAAGCCGUUCUGAGUCACGGUGAGUGGACCGUGAACACUUUAAACGCAGCGUUUUGGGUUGACCGGACGUCCCCCAGGCCAGGGGGGAGGUUUCCAGCGUGCGUCCGCACGGUUUGGCAGUGGGGAGACCCAGUGUCUGGCCCGCGGAGGUGUGCCGGGGGGGGGGCGGGUAUUAAGAGCUCGCACUCGACCACCCACCGAUGCCAUCUCCAAUAUGAAGUUAUUUUUGGGAGUGAAGUUUACUAAUGAGCAGUUUGAGCUAGGACUCGAUCUAGUUGCUGGAAACAUUGUUGAGUAAAGAUAUUAGCUAUGACUUCUCACUGCCACUAAUUGUUGUUAUUAUUUAAAGUGAAUAUGAUUAUAUAUUGUCACGUAAAAGCUUAAAUUAGAUUAGGAAUUCCUGACUGAGGGGGAAGUAACCUAUGGAUAUUCAGGUCAGCUAAAAAUCAAUAGUGAUGUAAUUUUUUAAUAAUGUGCAAUAAAAUCUCUCCUUGUCUUGAAAAUCUGAGGAUUGAAUUGCUACUCCCUGAAGCAUUUCUUACGAUAAACUUUUUUUUUAUUGGCUGCAUCAAUUUUUUGCAAAGUUAAUCCUUUCGUGCUCAAAUGUAACAUUAAACAUUUAAUUUUUUUAUUUUAAGACACAGAAUAAAUUAUUAAUUAUUUCCAUUUUUUAGUUUGAAAACUGAGCCUGUUGAAAAUUACUUUUAGAUUUAAUAUUAGUAAAUAAAAGAGGAAGAGCACACAAAAAAUGUCUUCUAAAUUAGUAAAAAAAUGAGUAUAAACCAAAUAUCAGCAUUUUAUAAUUUAGGCAGUACAUUUGCGUCUGAACUAUCAUCUACAAAUGGGUCUUGGGAAAUAUCAGAUAAACUCUUACUUUGGGAUUAGUGUAUGCAUUUCCAUUUCCUCUCAAGACUUCACCUAUUGACUCAGUCAAACAAUUGUUCCUGCUUAGAAAUAGAUCUGAAUUUUAUCUACAGAACAGGCCAUCACUCACUUCUUUAGAAUGCGGGUUUCAAUCAAAUUUUCAAGUAGCAAUAUCUGAACUAAUAUAUUUUAGAAAAUGCAAAUCUCGGACUGAUCAUUUUAUUGGUUUGGCUGCAGUUGAUCAUUGAUUUUGAAUAGGCCACAAGAGAUCAUUGACUGGAAUUGUGUCACCCUAUAAAAACUGUUUUCUACAAUGUUCCCUCUACGUUGUGCAUAUUUAUUAUUAUUAUCAUUAUAGGUCUGGGCUCACUGCGCCUCACAUAAAAAUAUUGGCGAAAAAAUAACAAACAUGAAAUUAAAAAGUUACAUAUGUUUAAUUAAUUUAAAUACAGGUCUAUAAAAAUAAUAAAAAUAUAAAAUUUAAAGUCCUUGUACACACCAAUUAUGAGAAGGGACACACAAUAAAAUAAAUUUAUGAAUUUUUAGAAAAUUUAAUAUUUUUUAAAGGAUUCAGUUUUGGUUGUCAUUGAUCUACCUCUGUCAAUGGUAAAAUAAAAAAAAUAUUAAUUUGCUUUGAUAAUUAACAGUCCCAAAAAUUAUCUAAUUAAGCUUCCAUUUAUUGAUUUGACACAGUACUGGCAUGCUUAGCCAAUCCUUAGAUUUUGCUUCACAUCUUACUGCACAUUUAUUUUCAAAAUUUUAAAAUACUGUUGCAUUUAAAAACUAUUGUACACAUGGUCUAAGAAAAAAUAGAGAUAACUUUGAUCAUCAUACAAUCUUUAUCUUAUAAAGUUGAUUUUAGUUUCUGUUAGGUAAUUGCAUGGUUCUAUUUUUUUAAUUCCUAAAAAUAUAUUUUUUUGUAAAAAAUGUGAAAAUUAUGUGAACUUAAUUUGAAAAGCAAAAUGGAGUUAAAAACUUUGGACCCUGAUGGAAAGUUGCCCUAUUAUAAGUGGCUAAUAUUGGAAAGGUCACCUUUUUUUGUCUAUAACAGUGAAAUGAACAAGCUGACCAACAGAGAUAAAUCUACAGAGAAACGCAGAAUCUCAACAGGAAGCUCACGUUACGACAUUGAUAGUUUCCUUGGCUCUGGAGAUAUUCUGAAGUCACACAAAGGAUAUGAACAAAAGUAGGUAAAUUUUACUAUUUCGCUGUUGGCCAGGCAUGGUUGGUAUGAAUGGAUGAGGUGUGAAAGCAAACGGCCAGGCAUGGUUGGUAUAAAUGGGUGAGGUUCAAAAGCAAACGAGAUAUACAUUAACCUUGUAUGUAUCCAGGUUUUUAUUUAGAGAGCUAUAUUUUUCUCUCCCUACUUCAGGAAUGAAGCCUUACAAGAAGAAGAUCAGCUUCCUGCCAAUGAUGAUUAGUGUCUAGGAUUUCUCCACUAGAUCCAGUAAAACUCAGCAAUCUCAACAUUUUGCCCUCAGUCGUUUAUUUUACAAUCAUAUUAAUACCCUGUCAUAAGAUGUGAUGAUUACCAUAUAUACUUGUCUAUAAGUCGAGGGCAGUUUUUUGACCAACAAUUAUGAAAUAAGCAAUGACUCGUGGAGUAGUUGAGAGUAAAAUAUGGGGCUAUGAAAUUCUGUGAUUUUUAUAAUUUUGUCAGAUUUUAUACCUAGCAGCAAUCACUGCACUGUUUACUAAACUAUGGUUGGAGUCAUUAAACCUACACUCUCCCACUCUCGGUAACUCGGCAUUUGCCUGUAUUCAAUGUAUAAAAUUCUGUUCAAACUAGCGCUGACCCAUGGAUAAGUGACCUGUGUUUUCUAAAUGAAGUUUACUACAAAAAUUUCUCGACUUAAAAACGAGUGUAUACGGUACAUUAUACUUUUCUCCACAGUUGGAGGUUGAGUGACUCAAGUGCCUUUAAAGUACAAUUUAUUUUGACACCUUUUUGAUCAUGUUUCCAAGUAAUAGGCAACCGCAGCCAACUGAAAUGUUUUAAACAACACAAAUCAACAGCCAUUUUUAAAAAAAAUGCUUAAUUUAACAUUUGGUUGAGUUUCUGUUUUAAUAUUACCACAAAUGUAACAAAAUAUAUAAUUAAACCAUCGCUGCUGAAGGAUGUGAAAAGUGGAGUUGAUCAUGUACAUGCUUUUUUUCUUUUUGGUAAGAGCAAGUACUUCUUGAAAAAUUUCAGUCAUCAUCACUUCACAGAUUUUAUGAAAAAAAAGUUAACACGUUUCCCCUCACGAAAAAUUAGGUAAAUAGAGUUACCCGUACUUUUGGGAAAAGAUCUCAUCUCGCAACAUUGUUUGUUCAGCUGUAUUCCGGUGUUUAUUGUUACCAAGGUAACAGGGUCCAUAUUUGUUUAGGUGAAGGGUUAUUGUUAAACCACGAGGUGUGGCUCAAAUAGUUCCUGGUGAAAAGGAAUUGGUGUCUAGUAUCUAGUAUUAUUAUUUUGCCUCUGGUUUGUUACAUUAUUGUAUAUUCUUUAAAAUGGCAGUUGUGUACUAUGUCAUGCAUGUUUAUGUGCAGAUGAUUUUGUAUUCUUUGAAGCUGUGUCCAGUGUCUUGAUCUGUGGUUGCAGGUCUAUAUUUUAAUUCAAGGGUAGGCAAACUGCGGCCCGUGGGCUGCAUCCCGGCAACUGAUACCAUGCGGCCCUCAAAGGCAUUUAGAAAUUAAAAAGUAUUACUUUGUUUUUAAGAUAUUUUGUUGAAUUUUACAAAAUUUCAUGUACCAUUAUGGUUGUUUUAACAUUUUUGAUCAACUUUCUUUUAAAUUUUCUAUUUUUUUAAACAGUCCUUGACUUUUGUCAUGUAAUGCUUAAAUGCGAAUUUACCGAUUUUAAUGUUUAUCGACAUGUAAAAAUUGGACAUAAUAUACGUGCGGCCCCCCAAUAGCUUUACAUUUAUCAAUGUGGCCCUCCGCACAAAGAGUUUGCCCCCCCUGUUUUAAUAAAAACUUUGAUAACAUUUUACAGACAUUUAUUUUUACAUUGUGAUAAGCUCAGAUGGGGCUGUGUAUUUUAACAGGGGCACCAAUAACACUGGCACCUGUAGCACGACAUCGAGGGGGGCCCUCCCCAAUAAUAUUCUUUGAAAUUAACCCCUACUAAACAACAGUAAUAUAUGGAGUGAAAGUUCUCUAAUUGCUUAAGUAAGUUUAUAACGCAUUCAUUUUUUCUCCACAGCAGUAUUUAAUGUAUGUGAAAUAAUUUGUAAUAAAAGAUAUGUAGUUUCUUUUAUUCCCUAAAAAUUCACUUACAGCUGAAAUUCUCUAAUAAACUGAAAAAACCCCACUGAAAUUAUAACCCAACAUACUAGACAUUGAACUUAUUUUCUUCUUUUGAGGACUUGUAUGUCUCCAAACUUGUUAACCAAAACAGGAUUAUUUCUCCAUUUAUUAGGUAAACCCAGCGGUAAUGGCAAUCAUAAGUGGCAAUUAGUUGUGGAAGAUACAUCAAUAUAAAUCAAUAUGUACCCGCAAUUUUUCAGAAACACAUAAUAUUGUUUGAUUAAAAAAAAUGAUCUUUUUAUAUACACCUAUCAUUUUUAUCAAAAUUCAUUUCAGCAUCUGUCCCAGUGUUUGCCAAAAGUUGGCCGAAAUUAUAAAAAUUUCUUGAUUGGUAAUCAUGUUUCGCUUGGCACAUGGCACAAUAUCCUUCCCUUGUCUGCCAUUCUCUGUUCCUUAAUACCAAUUCAUACGUGAGAGUGUGUGUCAAUAUUUGUCUGUGGCAUUGUUGACAUGUUGUUUGUUAUUAAUUACAAACUGUUAAUGAAAACCUUAAAUGUAUGGUGGUUGGUUCUCCUGAUCCAUCUGUUUUAUUCUUACUUUCUUCAGAAGGUUAAUGUUAUUUUAAAAACAUUUCAGGGUCAGUUCUUGUUAAACUGGGAACUUGUCAUGUUCUAAGGGGAACUUGCCAUGUUCUAAUGGAAACUGGUCAUGUUCUAAUGGGAACUUGUCAUGUUCUAAUGGAAACUUGCCAUGUUCUAAUGGGAACUUGUUACGUUCUAAUGGGAACUUGCCAUGUUCAAAUGGAAACUUGUCAUGCUCUAAUGGGAACUUGUCAUGUUCUAAUGGAAACUUGUCAUGCUCUAAUGGAAAAUUGUAAUGCUAUUAUUUAUGCAUCCUACAAUGUUGAUCUAAAAAGAUUUGAUCUUAAUUUUAAAAAAAAAAUGCUUUUCUAUGUUAUAUGGUAAAAAAUAUGAAAGUAUGUUUGAUGCCCUAGCCUUCAGCCUUGAUUUAAACCUUAGAUGGCAUGAACACUUCAUUUGGGUUUUAUAAUCUUUUUUUGUUAAAAUAUUUUUGAAAUGUGAACAAGAUUAGCUUCCCCUUGGAAGACUUGAACCUUUACGUUUUAACUUUUUAAUGUCCAGCUUUUCCCAUUUUUUUUCUUCUUUGCGUUAUAAUUGAUUUUUAAAAAAAAUAAAUUUCCCCUUUAAUUUGGUGCUAUUGCAUUUUAUAUUUCUCAAAGAGCAAUGCAGAUUAUUUUUGUCUCGUGAUAUUCAAGAUAAUAUAUUUUUAAAAUACACACAUAACUUAUCUGGUUUAUCAUCAAUUUUUAAUGCAAAUUAAACAGUUAAGCAAG